Messenger RNA from Ogataea haglerorum, 1374 nucleotides. RefSeq lists its product as uncharacterized. The coding region runs from base 1 to 1374 and encodes 457 amino acids. The record is from RefSeq and is a predicted model, not a curated record. Gene Ontology annotation, biological process: protein O-linked glycosylation; cell wall mannoprotein biosynthetic process; protein N-linked glycosylation. Gene Ontology annotation, molecular function: calcium ion binding; alpha-1,2-mannosyltransferase activity. The transcript has 2 exons. Gene Ontology annotation, cellular component: membrane; Golgi apparatus. Lineage: Eukaryota; Fungi; Ascomycota; Pichiomycetes; Pichiales; Pichiaceae.
AUGGCCAUGCACAAGUCGACGAGAUAUUUGAUAGCGGCCCUGCACCCGACGGUCAACCGCGUCAACAAGCUGCAUCGGUACUCCUCGUCGGUCAGCAAGUACGGGCUGCAGUUCAACGAGAAGCUGAUGGGCACGGGCACGGGCGCCCAGCAGGAGCAGCUCGUGGACGCAAACCAUGACGGCAAGCUGACGUUCGACGAGAUCGUCCAGGUUCUGGAGUUUGGCCAGUCGAAGUACAACGACACGAGCGAGGACAUCGUCGAGGAGAACAUGGACUUCUACAGGGAGGUGUACUCGAAAAAGGUGACGGAGCCGAAGUUCGCCAAGCUGACGUACAACGUGGUGUACGACGAGACGGGGCUGAAGCGGGUGCUGACGAAGGACGAGUAUCCGCGGGCGAACGCGACGCUGUUGACGCUGGUGAGAAACAAGGAGCUCAAGGCGAUUGUGCACACGAUCCGGCAGAUCGAGAAUACGUGGAACCACAACUUCCACUAUCCGUACACGUUCAUCGGCGACGAGGAGUUCACGCAGGAGUUCAAGGACACGGUCCGCAGACACUGUUCGGGCGAGGUGCAUUUCGAGAUCAUUCCGCCCGAGAUCUGGAACAAGCCGUCCGACAUCGACCCGGAGAAGGAAAAGGCCGGCAUCCAGAAGCUGAUCGAGAACGGCGUGCAGUACGCGGGCCUGGAGAGCUACCACAACAUGUGCCGCUUCAACUCUGGCUGGUUCUACCGGCUGGAGGGCCUCAAGAAGUUCAAGUGGUACUGGCGGUUCGAGCCCAACACAGACUACUACUGCUCGAUCGACUACGACAUCUUCAAGUUCAUGGAGGACAACGACAAAACGUACGGGUUCACGAUCUCGCUGUACGACGACCCGCUCACGGUGGAGACGCUGUGGCCGGUGACGCUGGACUUUGUGAAGAAGAACCCGCAGUACGUGCAUCCGAACGGCGCGUUUCGGUGGCUGACCGACUCGGUGCAGAACCCGGAGUACACCAAGCUAGCCAACGGGUACUCGACGUGCCACUUCUGGUCCAACUUCGAGAUCGCCAACAUGGACUUCUACCGGGGAGAAGCGUACUCGAGAUGGUUCGAUGCUCUGGAAGCCGCUGGCGGGUUCUACUACGAGAGAUGGGGGGACGCUCCCGUGCACUCCGUGGGGGUGGCGCUGUUCGAGGACAAGAGCAAGAUCCACUGGUUCCGCGACAUCGGCUACCACCACUCGCCGUACAAGUCGAUCCCCAACUCGGACAAGUGCACGGCGCCGGAGGACUCCGGCUACUUUGCGCCCGAGGACGUGCACCGCCAGAACUGUCUGCCGAACUGGAUCAAGUACGAGAUGACGCACAAGGAGCUGCAGCAGUACUAA